AUGGCGUCUAUGGUUUUAAGAUGUCAAUAUAAGGGUGGAAGACGCAAUAAUCUGGAAGGACUUUCUACCAGCUCCACUGUUGCUGAUUUGCAGGAGAAGAUAUGGUUAUUGACAGAUGUUCCACCACAUGCACAGAGAAUUCUUUCAGGAUUUCCACCAAAACAGCUGAUCUGUGGAGAUAAGAGUGACUCUUUGUCUUCACUUGACAUCCGUUCAGGAGACACUCUUAUCAUUGAGGAGGAUAAAAAAGCACCAAGAGUAUUGAUAGAUAGUUACAAGAGAUCUUUAGGAAGUGCUGCACUGGGAAAACUGACAAGGAAAGUUGUUCCAGCUGAUAAUUCCUGCUUGUUCACAAGUGUUAGUUAUGUUAUGCUGGGCGACACCUCCUUUUCUUCUGAAUUGAGAAAGCUCAUUGCACAGUGUGUUUCAAAUGAUCCUCAGACAUUUAACACUGCUUUCCUGGGCCAAGACAACUCAGAUUACUGCAACUGGAUAUUGAAUAAAGACAAUUGGGGAGGAGCAAUUGAGCUGUCAAUUUUGAGUAAGCAUUACCAAACAGAGAUUGCUGUUGUUGAUACUGAGACUGGGAGAGUUGACAGAUAUGGUGAAGGCAUUGGCUAUAGAAAAUGUGUAUAUCUGAUCUAUGACGGCAUUCACUAUGAUCCACUCGGUGUGCAAAGUUCUGACAGUACAGCAGAACCACUUCAGACUGUUUUCCCUGUUGGAGAUGACAUGCGACUGGCUGAAGCUCUCGAAAUUGCUGCAGGGGCUCAGCAGAAACGACAAUUCACGAACCUAUCCCAAUUUUCUAUCCGCUGCCUCGUUUGUGGAACACCGCUGACUGGGCACCAAGCGGCUCAACAGCACGCAAUAACCACAGGUCAUACCAACUUCGGAGAAGUCUGAACAGGCCUUGAGGUUUGGUGGUUUGGACUUUUGCCAGUUUCUUCCUGGAUUCCGAAUGCGGACAGAUAAAGGCUUGGAGUUACGCUUUCCUUAGCGCGCCAAAAUGCGGUUUCCCAACAAGUCGUCCAGAAGUCAUCUCGUCCGAAGUUAUGUCGCCUGGAACCUGAGUCAUGCCGCCCGAAAUUUUAGUAAUGUCGCCCCCAAAAAAAUAGUCAAGUCGCCCGAUUUUUUUAUCACCAAAAUGGCAUAUUUUUAGAACGUGCUUAAGGUACCGAUCGAUCGAAACGCCUUUUUGGAGCAUUUGCUUACGUUACGUUAAAUUCCGGGCAGGACUCAGGCUCCGGGCGAGAUGACUUCCGGGCGACUUGACCAGUUACUAGGUGAAUAGAAGUGGUGUGAAGGUGUGCUCACGAGAAAUGCUGCGUCUGACCACAGAGUAAACGAAGUCUAAACGCAAAAUGAACGCAGUCCGCAGCUUAAACUUCAAUUUUACGAACACUUGCGCGAAGAACUGGAAUAAGGAUUUAGAGAGUUCCUAUCGUUACCAAGUGUCAAGUUCGCCAAAGAAUUUAAACGAGUCGUUACGAAUAUUUAUUGCUGUAUAAAAAACCUGAAGAGAAUGCAAUUUUUG
This is a messenger RNA of Stylophora pistillata, 1537 nucleotides long. Its product is annotated as ubiquitin thioesterase OTU1. The record is from RefSeq and is a predicted model, not a curated record. Gene Ontology annotation, cellular component: cytosol; nucleus. Gene Ontology annotation, molecular function: cysteine-type deubiquitinase activity. NCBI's taxonomy places the organism in Eukaryota, Metazoa, Cnidaria, Anthozoa, Scleractinia, Pocilloporidae. Gene Ontology annotation, biological process: ERAD pathway; protein deubiquitination; endoplasmic reticulum unfolded protein response.